Messenger RNA from Colletotrichum orchidophilum, 1167 nucleotides. RefSeq lists its product as uncharacterized. Gene Ontology annotation, molecular function: phosphate transmembrane transporter activity. Gene Ontology annotation, biological process: mitochondrial phosphate ion transmembrane transport. The transcript has 4 exons. Gene Ontology annotation, cellular component: mitochondrial inner membrane. Bases 1 to 1167 code for a protein of 388 amino acids. The record is from RefSeq and is a predicted model, not a curated record. NCBI's taxonomy places the organism in Eukaryota, Fungi, Ascomycota, Sordariomycetes, Glomerellales, Glomerellaceae.
AUGUCGUUCCUCUAUCCCAGACAAGACACACUCAAGGAAUGCUUCUCAUACGCCCCCGGCAGCCGCCCUAAUAAGACUGCCAAUACCACAGCCAUGGCGAGACCUACGCACUAUCAGGCCCGUCCCGAGCUCUACGGCGCCUUCUCCACCGUCGACGACGUCAAGGGCAAGGCGAAGCAGCUCAGCGCUGAGGCCACGGCUGAGUUCGAAAAGGCCAGUGCCAAGGCCCAAUCCGCGGCCGGCGGCAAGAUAGAGCUGUACUCCGGAAAGUACUAUGCUGCUUGCACCCUUGGUGGUCUUAUGGCCUGCGGUUUGACACAUACCGCCGUAACUCCUCUGGAUCUCGUCAAAGUGAGGAGGCAAAUCGAUUCGAAAUUGUACCGUGGAAAUUUCCAGGCCUGGGGAAUCAUCUUCCGAAAGGAGGGUCUACGCGGCAUCAUGACCGGCUGGGGCCCGACCUUCUGGGGCUAUUCCGCGCAGGGAGCUUGCAAGUACGGAUUCUAUGAAUACUUCAAAAAGACCUACGCCGACCUUGCGGGCCCCGACAACGCCAAAAAGUACCAGACGGUCCUCUUCCUCUCUGCAUCGGCCUCUGCCGAGUUCAUCGCCGACAUCGCCCUCUGCCCCUUUGAGGCUGUCAAGGUCCGCAUGCAGGGCGGGAUCCCCUCCCCCUACAAGGGCACCCUCGACGGCAUCAGCAAGGUCACAGCCAAGGAAGGGUGGGGAGGCCUCUACAAGGGCCUGUACCCGCUCUGGGGUCGGCAGAUCCCUUACACCAUGAUGAAGUUCGCCUCCUUCGAGACCAUUGUCGAGAUGAUGUACGCUCGCCUCCCGGGACAAAAGUCCGACUAUAGCAAGGCCGCGCAGACGGGCGUGUCAUUUGUCAGCGGCUACCUGGCGGGCAUCCUCUGCGCCAUCGUCUCGCACCCGGCCGACGUCAUGGUCAGCAAGCUCAACGCGAACCGCGCCCAGGGCGAGGCUUUUGGUGCGGCAAUGGGCAGGAUCUACAAGGACAUUGGCUUCUCCGGCCUCUGGAACGGUCUGCCCGUCCGCAUCGUCAUGAUUGGUACCCUGACCGGUCUCCAGUGGAUGAUUUACGACUACUUCAAGAUCUUCAUGGGUUUCCCCACCACCGGAGGAGCGGCUCCCCCUACCGAGAAGAAGUAA